Messenger RNA from Stereum hirsutum FP-91666 SS1, 684 nucleotides. RefSeq lists its product as uncharacterized. The coding region runs from base 1 to 684 and encodes 227 amino acids. The transcript has a single exon. The record is from RefSeq and is a predicted model, not a curated record. Lineage: Eukaryota; Fungi; Basidiomycota; Agaricomycetes; Russulales; Stereaceae. Gene Ontology annotation, molecular function: protein binding.
AUGCUUAUUACUUGGAAUGAGUCUGCUCAGGAUCUCUCCUUUCAAAGGAGCCUUUUGCCGCAUGUCGAUGAUGCAAUAUCUAUAGACAAUUCACAAUCGAAUUUGGUUCCAAAUAUUGCUGAUCGAUUGGAGUCUGUUUAUUCAGAAGCUGGUAGCUGGAUCAUGGCAGAAAGGCUACGAAAAGUGGUUCUUGAUUAUUUUAUGAUGGUAAAGGGAAAAGAGAAUAAAGCUACUCUGACAAGAAUAAGUGGUCUAGCUUCAUCAUACUGGAAUCGGGGCCAGUUGACUGAGGCUGAGAAGUUGGAGAAGGAGGUGCUGGAGAUCAGGAAGCGGGUGCUUGGACCAGAGCAUCCAGCCAUACUUAGCAGCAUGAAUAACCUGGCAUUAACAUACUUAGAUCUGGGGCAGUUGAAUGAGGCUGAGAAGUUGCACAAAGAGGUGCUGGAGAUCAGGAAGCGGGUGCUUGGACCAGAGCAUCCACACACACUUGCUAGCAUGCAUAAUCUGGCAUAUACUUAUUCAAAGCAGACAAGAUGGGAAGAGGCAGUGGAAUUGAUGGCUAGGGUAGUGGAGGGAAGGAAACAAGUUCUUGGAGAUGAGCAUCCCCGUACCGUCGGUAGUGUUGAGGCUCUUGAGGACUUCCAGCUUGCACAUAAAAAGACUCAACAGGCAGAUGACAUCUAA